AUGAAUUUGUACAACCAUUUGUAUUACAAUACCAAUGCUGAAAUAAAAUAUAACAAAGAGGAACUCACCCUUAAUGAGGAAGAUGAUGAUAAUUAUGCUGAAAUUGAUGUGUUGGCCACUAAUGAUUAUUAUUAUAUAACAAAUUUAAAUCAAUAUUAUGAGCAGCAACAGCAGCAACCGCCCUGUAAAGCAACAAACUCAUCUUCUCCCUAUAAAUUAAAUAAAUCACAGCCAUCGCAACAUCAUCAUCAAUCUUGCAAUCGUGUAGUUAAUAAAACUCCUCUAUAUGAUACAUCUUCAUCGUCGUCCUCUUCAUGGUCUGAUUUUACCAAUAAACAUAAUAAAUAUAAUUUAAAUAACAAUAACAACAGCAAUAUUAAAUAUCAAUCAACAAAUCGUAUUACUACAACAUUUAGCAAUAUAAAAUGUCAUCAUCAGUAUCAGCCUCAACAUCAUCAUUUAAAACAACAUCAUUACAAUAAUCAUCAUCAUGUGCCACAUCAAUCAAUAUUGGCAAAACCUUCAACAGCAAUUAAUUCAUUUAAAGGCCUGUCAGUGGCUGCCUCUUCUACUUCUUCUACGAGUGUUUUACGCAAUACCCAGAAACGUUGUCGCCGUAAGUUAUUUGCUUUUAAUUUUAUGUUGAAAAAUUUUAUAACAUAUCGCUUUAAAUACGAUAUACUUUAAGAAAAGAAGGCUUUAAUGUGCAAACUGUUAUGUAGAAGUAAUAUUUCCAAAUAAUUUGAUUUCAAUUUAAACACAAUGUAUCAAUCGCAUUUAUUUUAAAGAAAAAGAAAUCAAAAUUAUGGCAAAUUUUUAACACUUUCUUAAUGAUUGUUUUUUUCCGGUUUAAGAUUACUUCGUGCCCCUUCGCAUAAGCGAAGGAUGGAAGAUUUACUUGGCUGAUCCCAGGGAUAUAAAGCCACCAAUAAUUUCAAAAAACAGUUCUCAUAGUUUCCUGUCUAUCCGACCGAGGAAUUCAACUAAAGUAAUAUAAUUCUCUAUACCUCUUUCGCCAAAAAAUUGGGUGAUGCUAUUGUAUCGUUCAAGCAGAGGAAAGUCCGCCCUCUGGAUGUUGUAGAGAGUACAGUUGAAUAAGAUAUGCGAAUCGUCAUCUGUUUCGUUGCAGAUAUGACAUAGAUCGUCGUCAAUGACAUGCAUUUUCCGCAGAGAAUGUGGACUAAAGGAGUGACCCGAAAUUAUCCUGUUCAAUUGUUUGAUUUGUAUCGGGUUGAGUUUCAGGGAUUUAUCCGAGAACCAAGGUUUGGUGUUCAUGCCAGGGAAGAUUCUGUAGUAUUGUUG
Molecule: messenger RNA, 1302 nt
Organism: Lucilia cuprina (Australian sheep blowfly)
Lineage: Eukaryota; Metazoa; Arthropoda; Insecta; Diptera; Calliphoridae
Product: rho GTPase-activating protein gacZ-like
Exons: 1
Coding region: 1-687 (228 amino acids)
Source: RefSeq, a predicted model, not a curated record